AUGCCGUGGUUUAUUGGAGGGGAUUUCAACACAAUCCUCUCCGCGGGAGACAGAAUGGGGAGUGACACAAACCGCCUGGCUGAAAUGGUGGACUUUGCAGAGGCUAUUGAAGACUGUGGUCUCUUGGAUCCAGGGUAUGAUGGAUCAGACUUUACUUGGGCUAAGAAUGGCCUUAUGGAAAGGCUAGACAGGGUGCUGAUUAAUGAGGUGGCGUCUCAACGGUUCGAGGCAAUACGAGUCACAAACCUCCCCCGUAUUGCAUCGGAUCAUGGCCCUCUCCUUGUCCGAUGCAAGAUGCCUAAUACCCCCGGAGGAGGUAAAGCCUUUCGGUUCCAAAACAUGUGGGUACGGCAUGAAGGAUUUAAUGAAUUGGUGAGGGAAGAUUGGGGGACCCCCACGGAGGCGGCGGGUCUCCUCAACUUGAAGCUCAAGCUAGCAAGGAUUAAGAGAACAUUAAAACGGUGGAAUAGAGAGAAGAGGGUUCGGCUACGGAUACACAAGAUCAACGUGAAUGGGUGUGAACUCACGGAAGACUCGGCCAUCCAAGCAUCGGUGGUUGAGUUUUAUCAAAACCUUCUUGCUCCAUGCAAUCCGGUACUUACGGAACCGGACCUAAGCCUCCUACACCGACUUCCCCCUUCGGAGUCUUUGGCGGCCCUCCCCGAACCUCCAGAUGCGGAUGAAGUGAAAAGAGCGGUCUUCGACAUCUCGGCCAAUAGUGCUCCUGGACCGGAUGGCUAUUCGGCUCUCUUUUUCCAAGCCUGCUGGAGCAUUGUGGGAUCGGAUGUGGUGGAUGCGGUUAGACAAUUUUUCGGCGGGGCCUUUCUUCCCCGAAGCUUCACGGCCACAAGCAUUGUACUCAUCCCGAAGAAGCCCAUUCCAGAGUCAUGGGGAGACUACAGGCCCAUUAGUUUGUGUAAUGUGAUCAAUAAGGUGAUUACUAAGAUACUCUCCAAGCGACUGGCCCCUUUACUCCCACGCGUGGUAGCUCCCAACCAAAGUGGUUUUGUCAAAGGGAGACUCCUCAAUGAUAACGUAGUACUUGCUCAGGAGAUGUUCCAUGAGCUACAACGAAGCACACCGGCCCCUAAUGUUGCAAUCAAGAUAGAUAUGGCCAAGGCCUAUGAUCGAGUUCAAUGGCCGUUUCUCCUAAAAGUCCUUAAACACAUGGGAUUCCCCGAGCCGUGGGUGGACCUCAUCCAGAGAUGCAUUGGGUCUUGUUGGUUCUCAAUCCUUGUCAAUGGGGCGCCGGCCGGUUUUUUCAAAUCUACCCGUGGCCUUAGGCAAGGGGACCCCAUCUCUCCCGCCCUAUUCGUCCUGGCCGCGGAUUACCUCUCGAGACUUCUUGAUAAACUCAUCCUCGGCAACAAAGAAAUGACGUUCAAAGCAACCCGGGGAAGGUGGACAAACACAAUACAAAGGGAAGGAGGAUUCUCUCGAGGUACGUUCCCGUUCCUUUACCUUGGAGUCCCUAUUUACCGAUGUGUGAAGCGCUCGAGCAUGUUCUUGUUCCUCCGUGAGAAAAUCGCGGCUAGGAUCUCUGGGUGGGCCCAUCGACACCUCUCCUUUGGGAGGAGACUUACUCUGAUUAAAAGCACACUCGAAGCGAUACCACUUCAUAUCUUCCAAGCUAUCGAGCCUACGGGCGGUGCCCUCAAGCAAUUGGAUCAGCAAAUGGCCCGCUUCUUUUGGGGGUCAACUAAUGAGAAGAAGAGGACGCACUGGAUAAGCUGGGAACAGGCUUGUCUACCAACGGCCGAGGGGGGAUUGGGCAUCCGGAAGAUCAAGGAAGUCUUAAGAGCCUUUAACAUCAAGUUAUGGUGGCGGUUUAGGGAACAAAAUUCCUUGUGGGCUACGUACUUAAUGGCUAAAUAUUGUCAAAAGGUCUCCCCGCUAACAGCUAGACCAUUGGGGAGGGGAAGCCCUACGUGGAAGAGGAUUCUGAAGGCUCGGCCUCUUGCUCAACCGCACAUUCGAUGGGUGGUGGGAGAAGGGAAGAUGCUAUUUUGGGAUGACUUAUGGCUUGGAGAGACGCCUUUGAGAGAACUUAGCCUUGAUGAUAGAGGAGGGCCUCUCGCUCGGGUGGCGGACUACAUUAAGGAUGGUGCAUGGGAUGAGCCUAAAUUGCGGAAUCUCCAAGCGCAAGCUGGCCUAGCACAACAUAUCGUACAAAAGAUCCUCGACACACCCGUCAUCUCGGAUGGGCCGGAUGUACCAAGAUGGAGAUUAUCAACCAAUGGAGAGUUCUCACUUGCUACUACAUGGGAGACUUUACGAAGUCAAAUGCCGAUUGUGCAAGGCCUGGACGACAUUUGGAGAGCAGCAACACGUGACGGCCCAGCUUGGCAAAGCGCCAUUUUACUUUCGGAAGGAGGGGAAGUUGUUGUGGCUAUUUCGGGCAAAUUGACUAACGCGCCACCCAAGGCCUCUUGUCCCAUGCUAGAGUCUUCUCUCUCCAUUCGGCCAUCUUGUGGUAGGUUGAGCCCCCCUCCGUCACCGGUUACCAUGUCCGCGCCGGGCGCAAGGUCGUCGGCCGGAGCGUCACCAUCCUUUCCCGCGCCGGCGAUUUCUUCAAUGUUCUUAGGAUCUUCUUCACCGUUGGGAGAGGGGGAGUUCUCCACCGGCGACGAGAAGAUGGAGCCUUUACAUUUUGGCCUUCCGACCGGCGAGCUACCCUCGGCCCCAAAAUCAAUCUUCUUCCGGAGCUGCUUGUCUUCCGGCAUAGGUGAGGGUACAAAUCUUUUCCGGCCCGUACUUUUGGUGGGAGGAGCUGGCGUGCUUUUUCUCUCCUUCACCUUCGAUUUCAUGGUUUUCUUCGCCGUUUUCUUCGAGGGAGGGUUAAUGGAAGAGUCUCCCUCCGACAUGAACAACUUCAUGGAGAAUGAUAUGGAAGAAGAGGAGAAUUGGGAAGACUCCACCGCUCACAAUGAAAACGAUGAUGGAGCCAACCCCACCCAUAUGGAAGCCGUGACACCUCAUGAAGGGAAUGGCCUUCAAAUCCAAACGAUGAAGGGAAACUCAAAAGCUUGCUGA
This is a messenger RNA of Salvia splendens (bonfire salvia), 3033 nucleotides long. RefSeq lists its product as uncharacterized. The transcript has 4 exons. NCBI's taxonomy places the organism in Eukaryota, Viridiplantae, Streptophyta, Magnoliopsida, Lamiales, Lamiaceae. The coding region runs from base 1 to 3033 and encodes 1010 amino acids. The record is from RefSeq and is a predicted model, not a curated record. Gene Ontology annotation, molecular function: catalytic activity.